This is a messenger RNA of Homalodisca vitripennis (glassy-winged sharpshooter), 942 nucleotides long. RefSeq names its product N-alpha-acetyltransferase 16, NatA auxiliary subunit-like. Gene Ontology annotation, molecular function: protein-N-terminal amino-acid acetyltransferase activity. The transcript is spliced from 7 exons. The record is from RefSeq and is a predicted model, not a curated record. Gene Ontology annotation, biological process: N-terminal peptidyl-methionine acetylation. Gene Ontology annotation, cellular component: cytoplasm; NatA complex. The coding region runs from base 1 to 753 and encodes 250 amino acids. NCBI's taxonomy places the organism in Eukaryota, Metazoa, Arthropoda, Insecta, Hemiptera, Cicadellidae.
AUGGCGAAGAACGCAGGAACAUAUGCCAUUAGUAGAUCACUUGAUGCCGCCACAGUGGACGAAAUUAAAAAUUAUUUAGAUUCGUUAAACCCUUAUGUCCAUGACUUCCGGCGGUUAAGUGAUGAGCCCUUGGAAAGGCAGGUUCGGGAUGACAUAGCAGGAGACGAGACCGUCCAAGACAAAUUAAAUGUGACAUCCCUACUAUACUACAGAUUGUUAUUGCAGGUUGAUGAUCCGCUGGAUCAGGCCAUCAAGUUCCUACAGCCACUGCAGUUGCUGAGUUCAAACCUGCUGGAGACUCAUCUGAUGGCAUAUGAGAUUUACUCCAGGAAAGACAAGCCUCUGCUGAUGCUGCAAAGUGUGCGUCGCAUGCACCGACUGGCACCAGAGGAUCCAGCCGUCCAUGCCUGUGUGAUCCAACUGAGCCUGAGGUACCAGGAGUGGCUGGCACAGGGCCGACUACCGGCACCGUGUCGACAAGUCCUGGCACAGUGCAUGGAGCCUAUCACUGGUGACCGCCCCCCAUUGACCAUCAACCAACAGUUCCUAGACAAAUACACCAACUACCUCCCCGCUGUCUUUCCAAGGUGCUCGUAUGAUGUAUUUGCUGGACCCGACGAGUCAAGCUACAGCCAUAAAACUCGCAACCGACCUGGAUCCUUCCCUGAGCGGAGUGUCCAUCCCGAUAUGUACAGCCGUACUGAACUCACUGCGAAAAGGAGAGUUUGGCGAUUGUGGAGAUGCUGCCAGUGAGUACAUGAUUCGCUGUCAUCAACGUUUUCCGCUGGCCUCAGCCUUCAACCCCUCUCCACCGCCCAGCACUCCCUCGCCCUCUCCUGCCCACUGGGGACACUCUGGCGUGCUGGACAGCCAGGAGAACUGCCUCAGCAACUGACACACCCACUGUGGGACGGAAGUGUGUCUGCCCCAGCGGAGUUUAUG